This is a messenger RNA of Alternaria arborescens, 1083 nucleotides long. Its product is annotated as Allantoicase. Gene Ontology annotation, molecular function: allantoicase activity. Lineage: Eukaryota; Fungi; Ascomycota; Dothideomycetes; Pleosporales; Pleosporaceae. The transcript has 2 exons. Bases 1 to 1083 code for a protein of 360 amino acids. The record is from RefSeq and is a predicted model, not a curated record. Gene Ontology annotation, biological process: allantoin catabolic process.
AUGGAGAUUCGCAACGUCCUACCAGAAGACGUCAAGAACGUAGCCACAAACAACGCGCGGUCGAUCCCAGCUGACGAGAUCGACGCGACCUUCAAAUCACAAUACACCGAUCUCAUAUCCGCGCCUCUUGGUUCAAAAGUCCUUUCCUUUAGCGACGAAUGGUUCGCCGCAGCCGAGAACCUUAUCACGCCGACACCACCGAUUCGCAAACCCGGUGUCUUCGUCCACUCGGGAGCAUGGUACGAUGGCUGGGAGACCCGGCGUCACAAUACCGAACCCUUCGACUGGGUGGUCCUGAGACUAGGUACCGCCAGUGGAAAAGUAGCCGGUGUAGAAAUCGACACUUUUGCAUUCAACGGGAACCACGCCCCUGAAAUCGCUGUCGAAGGUGCAUUCAUCACAGACGAGAAGGAGGAAGAGGAAGUGAAAAAGGCCAGCUACGCAGGCUGGGAAACCAUACUAUCGAAGCAAGAGUGCGGGCCUAGCCAACGGCAUGGCUGGAAACUAGACAGCAUCACAGACAAGGCGUACACGCACGUUAGGCUGCUCAUGUACCCUGACGGCGGUAUCGCGCGCUUUCGGCUUUACGGUGUAGCCGUGCCAGUCUUCCCAGAGUCCUCCGACGCCGUCUUUGAACUCUCGGCCACUGUCAUGGGCGGCGUCGCAACGUCAUGUUCGGACCAACAUUUUGGCACAAAAGACAACUUACUCCUGCCCGGUCGCGGAAAAGACAUGGGCGACGGGUGGGAGACGAAGCGUACGCGCGGCGAGCACGUCGACUGGACAAUUGUGCGCUUAGGCGCAAAGGGCGAAAUCGAUCACAUUGUCAUUGACACUGCGCACUUUAGAGGUAAUUUCCCACAGAAGGUGCAGGUCUUUGCUGGUAGCUUUGAUAAGGAGCCUGCUAGUGAUGACGCGGGGUGGGUUGAGGUGCUGGAGCCGCAGAGGUCCGGGCCGGAUGUGGAGAAGGAGUACAAGGCUGAGCUCAAGGAGGUCAAGGGGAGGGGGUACACGCAUGCCAAAUUGGUCAUCAUCCCGGAUGGUGGUGUGAAGCGGUUUAGGGUGUUUGGAAAGAGGGUUUGA